AUGGAAGAGAAGAGGGUCCUGGUUCUCUGUAGAGGCAUGGUUGCGGGACCCUGCAUCGACUACCUACUUCGCUACGAAGGCAACCGAGUUACCGUGGUCCGGCUCGUACGCGGACGGCCCCGAGUGACGGCCAUACCCUUGGACGUGGCAGACCCCGACCUCGACUGCCAGAUCGCAGCCCACAACCUUGUCAUCUCACUGGUUCCGUUCAUGUACCAUGUAGACAUUGUUCGCUCCGCCAUAAAGGGAAAGACCAACGUCGUCAUAAGCGGGCACAUCUCCCCUGCUGUAAAGAGCCUCGAGGCGGAAGUGAAGAAGGCUGGGAUUGCUGUCUUGUACGAGAUCGGUGUGGAUUCCGGGAUAGAUCAGCUUUACGCUUCCAGGCAUGUUGCAAGAAUCCAUGCUAUGGGAGGGAAGGUAUGCCAACUUGCAGUUGAUUCUCCCUUUGCUACCAGCUGUACUGAUCACAAUGUUAGAAUCCAGAAGGUUCAGCAAAACCCAUGCAGCCCUGUCUCUUCCAAGUGGAACAAGUUUCCAUGGCCAUCACCAGCCUCGAUUCUGUCUCGCGGGAUUCUCACUGGCUCCGAACCCGAUGAGGAGGAGCUUUACAUCUGCAGCGACUACUUCAAGGAUCCAAUCCAGCAAGACAGUGGGACGGAUGGGUACGCGUUCCUAUCAUAUCCCAAGCAACACUCGGAGUUCUUCCGCGAAGCCUAUGCCAUCCGCGGGGCCCACACCGUCAGCCUAGGACCCCGCUGGUUCUCGGAGAAUCCUGCUGUGGUCAAGGCCCUGGGCAAACUUGGUUGGCUUGACACUGAGUCGAAAGACUGGCUAAAGGACGGGAUGACGUGGGCCGAGAUUCAGCAGGCCGUAACAGGGGCGACUUCUUCCGCUAAGGAGGAUCUCAUCAACAGGGUCAAGAAGCUCUGUUCGCCGCUGUCAGGCCCCAAGGAGAUGGAAACAGUCAUUUACGGCUUGCGCUGGAUGGGGUUGUUCUCUCACGAGGUUGCUAUGGUGAAGGGAAAUUUACUUGACACGUUGUCGGCUCAGAUCGAUAAACGUUGCAACCCUGUGCCAGGAACGUUCGUCCUCCAGCAUGAGUUUGUUGUACAAUGGGUUGACGGAUCGAAGGACACCGUGACUUUCGCUUUGCAGUUUGAAGGCCAGUCUACUGGGUAUACGGCCCUGGCAAAGUCUGUGGGCAUUCCGUGUGGCAUCGCAUCCCAGCUCGUGCUCGGCCAGUAUCUGCCCGUCUGUUUGCAGGGAAUCAGAGCCCCUUACACCCAGAAACAAUUUGCUUCUGUUCGAGCCAUGUUGGAGGCAGAGGACAUUAAGCUUGCGGUGUUGCUUCUGGCUCAGAGCAGCACUCUGUCCAACGUCGAGUCGUCCGCCACCACUGAUGAGCCAGGUGACUCAGUGAGAUGGUAG
Clonostachys solani is the source of this 1428-nucleotide messenger RNA. The record is from the annotation of a GenBank genome assembly. Lineage: Eukaryota; Fungi; Ascomycota; Sordariomycetes; Hypocreales; Bionectriaceae.